CUAUUAUUUUGUUAUUAUAAAUUAGAAUUGAAUAAGUCGAAUAAGGUAGUUGCAAAACGGUGAAUCUAUAAUUAUUAUAUUUUUAGUAACCGUCCAUUUUACAAUGGGGAGAAAAUAUCCCAAAAUGAUUAUUGAUGGGUUUGAAUUCAAGUUGUAUCGUCACACCAAGACUUCUAGCCUUUGGGUUUGUACUCGAGAAAGAUACAAAUGCAAAGUAAGGUUAGUUACCACAGGAAAACAGGUUCAUAUGAAAUCCAUCUCUCAUAAUCAUGAGAGAAAUUUUGAAGGUAGUUACGAUGGUUUGGCAUCACAAAGGGUUACUAUGUUUUAUCGUGACGAUAAGUUGCAUCUUGUUAAUAAAAUAUGUCUGGAAAAUCAAUAAAUAGAGAAAAUUUAAAAACUUCUUUAUUUUUUCACCCUAGAGCUAUCCGGUUUCCUUCCUAAUAAUAUUAUUGUACGACUAAAUUUAAUUUUAAAUAACAUAUUUUUAGCAACUAUUUAUUUCACAUUUGGGAGAAAACACCCGAUAAUGAUUAUAGAUGGUUUUGAGUUCAAAUUAGAUCGUCGCACCCAAAAUUCUAGCCUUUGGGUUUGUACUCAACAUAGUAGAUGUAGAUGCAAAGUCAGGCUGAUAUCUACAGGGAAGGAAAUUCACAUGAAAUUUAUAUCACAUAACCAUGAGAGAAACUUCAAGGGCAGCUAUGGAAAUUUGACAUCACAGAAAAUUACUGUAAUCUAUCGAGAGAGAUUACAAUUGGUUAAUUGAAUAGUAAGGCAAGAUUUUACUGGAUUUUUG
Ceutorhynchus assimilis (cabbage seed weevil) is the source of this 796-nucleotide messenger RNA. The record is from the annotation of a GenBank genome assembly. Lineage: Eukaryota; Metazoa; Arthropoda; Insecta; Coleoptera; Curculionidae.